AUGGCCAAUGAUGCCAAAAGCAAGAAUUUGGCAAGUCAAUACAAAGUACUUUUCCAUCUCGGUGAGGGUGCCUUUGGUACUGUCAGAUUGGCCUUGCACCUGACAACCAAGGUGAUGGUCGCCGUCAAAUCGAUAGAAAUCACCAAGAAGUCCGAGAGAACCAUCCUGGCAGAACGCACAGCAUUGGAGACCUUAAACCAUCCGAACAUCAUCCGCCUCUUCCAGGUCCUGAUAACACCAAGCCACGUUAAUUUUAUACUCGAAUACGCUCCGGGAGGGAACUUAUCUGAUUUAACAGAGGAGAAUGGCCCACUGCAGGAGGCAGAGGCCAAGAAAAUAUUUGGUCAAGUAGUGUCUGCAGUAAAGUAUUGCCACAACAAUGACUUUAUUCACAGAGACAUUAAACCACAGAAUGUCCUCAGGGACGCGGAGGGUAACGUCAAGUUGACAGACUUUGGGCUGGCCACCAAGAUCAGUCCUGGCAGCUUCCUGAAACGGAGGUGUGGGACCAAGGUCUUUUUUGCCCCAGAACUCGUACUAGGGGAGGCUUACGACGGCAGGAAAACCGAUGUGUGGAGUUUGGGCGUGCUGCUCUAUUUUAUAAGCACUUCGUACUACCCCUUUACAGGAAACAGCGUGAAGGAGAUAGAAGAAAAUAUCGCCACGGGGACCUAUCACAUUCCACCUUACUUCUCUGGUCACCUUGAAAAUCUAAUCCACCAGAUCCUUACUGUUGCCCCAGAGAUGAGGCCCUCCAUCGAAGAUAUUGAAGAACAUCCCUGGAUACUAAAGGCUGAAGUAAACAUCCCCACUGACUCCUAUCCAGACUGCGACAUCGUAGACAGGCUCCGUGGCAUGGGGUUUAAUGCCAACGAGAUUUUGGAGUCGCUGCACAAGAGAAAGUUUGAUGAAAAAAUGGGGACCUAUUUGCUUUUACAAGAACAGGUACGCCUAGGAAUCGAGACUAUACCUACCGGUUCAGCCAAGCCUGUCAAUCCGUGCCCUACACCACCCCCAUCGCCAGCACAUGCCUCUAGCCCUGGUCUUCCCCUCAAAAGAAGAGCCAGUGAACCCAACUCUGGCCUCCUCCACAUAAGGCCCUCAGGACAGCUGCGACCUGAUGCCCUGGCACUAUCAGGGCACAUAGUGGCCAGAAGUGUCUCCUUGCCGCCCAUGGCCCUCCAUUUUCCAAAAAAGAAGAGCCCUGCUUCUGCCUCUGCCCCUGCCCUCCACUCUGGAGCCGUGGCUGCCGCGUGUCUUUUCGACACCAUCACCGCGGAAGACAAAACACACUUGCCCCUGGAGCAAAGCUGGUCUGUGGAACCACUGCCUCCCCCUGUGAAGAGCGGGCGUUUCAAACGCUUUCGAAAAAGAAUCAGGGAUUGCCUGUGGAGACUUUGUUGCAUCCCCCGGGCUCAAAACACAAAAACCCAGUGUACAUCCUCCUAG
Messenger RNA from Apodemus sylvaticus (European woodmouse), 1449 nucleotides. RefSeq names its product putative sperm motility kinase W. The record is from RefSeq and is a predicted model, not a curated record. The coding region runs from base 1 to 1449 and encodes 482 amino acids. Gene Ontology annotation, cellular component: cytoplasm. Lineage: Eukaryota; Metazoa; Chordata; Mammalia; Rodentia; Muridae. Gene Ontology annotation, biological process: intracellular signal transduction; protein phosphorylation. The transcript has a single exon. Gene Ontology annotation, molecular function: ATP binding; protein serine/threonine kinase activity.